Molecule: messenger RNA, 1380 nt
Organism: Raphanus sativus (radish)
Lineage: Eukaryota; Viridiplantae; Streptophyta; Magnoliopsida; Brassicales; Brassicaceae
Product: protein SRC2
Exons: 1
Coding region: 73-1194 (373 amino acids)
Biological process (GO): defense response
Source: RefSeq, a predicted model, not a curated record
UUUAUCCAUCACUACAUUCCAUUUUAGACGAAAACAACAAUUUAAACUCCUCUUCUCUUCUCUCUCUGCACAAUGGCGAAUCUGACCUUAGAGCUCAACAUCUACUCUGCAAAGGAUCUUGAAAAUGUCAACCUUAUCACCAAGAUGGACGUAUACGCUGUCGUUUGGAUCAACGGCGAUGAUUCUCAGAAGAACCGCAAGGAGAAAACAGCCGUUGACCGAACCGGAGGAUCUGAGCAUACGUGGAAUCACGCCGUCAAGUUUUCCGUCGAUCAAAGGUUAGCACGUGAAGACCGCCUGACCCUCGUCGUGAAACUGGUAUGCGAUCGGAUGUUCGGCGGCAAAGAUCUCGGAGAAGUCCAAGUACCGGUUCUUGAAAUGCUCAGUACUUCGCCGUCAUUUAACGGCGAUGGUAACGGAAACGGAAACGGACAAGGGAUGAGAUUUGUAACGUAUCAGGUGAGAACUCCCUCUGGGAAAGGUCAAGGUUCCUUAACUUUCUCGUACCGGUUCGAUGUGCCUUCGUUUAAACCGGAUUUACCUGUACCACCGGUUCUACCGAGUCCGAUUGAUACAACGCCUGAUCUUCCGCCGCCGCCGGCGAUCUAUCCUCCGCCGUCUGAAGCUGGUUUCUAUCCAUCGCUAUCUUCAAUUGGAUAUCCUCCGUCGUCUCAGCCGCAAGUAUAUCCCGCGCCACCGUGUCCGUACCCGUACCAGCAGCCGGUCACCGCUUACCCACCGUCUUCAUCCACCUCGAAUCUCUAUCCGCCGCCGCCGUCUUACGGUUCUUCUCCGCAGCAUCAUUCCAACGUGUACCCACCGCCGUCUUACGGUGGUUCUCCGCCGCAUUAUUUCAAUGUGUAUCCGCCGCCUCCCGAUAAACCGGGUCAUUCGUACCACCAAAUGCAACCGUCACACUCGUUUCACGGGUAUGCGCCGCCGCCUCCUGAUAAACCGGGUCAUGCGUACCACCAAAUGCAGCCGUCACACUCGUUUCACGGGUAUGGGCCCCCGUCUCCACAGACUCAGCAUGGGUAUUGUUAUCCGCCGCCGCCGGGAUACGGGCACGGUCAUCCACCGACGCAAACGCCGCCGAGGAAUAAUAAGCCUGGGCUUGGGCUUGGAAUGGGAGCUGGGCUUUUGGGAGGAGCAUUGGGUGGGCUUUUACUCGGCGAUUUAGUGUCCGACUUGUGAGACCUGAGAAGAUAUGUUUUCUUAAUUAUUUUUUCGUGUUGUCAAUAAUUCCAGUUGCGUGACAUGACAUAUACUUGGUUUUGUUUUUGUUUUUGGUGGAGAACUCGUCUUCUUUUCUGUAGAUUGCAAUUGUCAAUGUGCAUACAAGUCAUAGGAUAUACGACGACCCUUUUUUUUUGUGCAACA